Messenger RNA from Cotesia congregata, 2838 nucleotides. The record is from the annotation of a GenBank genome assembly. NCBI's taxonomy places the organism in Eukaryota, Metazoa, Arthropoda, Insecta, Hymenoptera, Braconidae.
AUGCUGAGUUUAGACAUGAAGUUAGUAACGCGAUUACGAGGUUUGUCAUUAACAUCAAACUCAUCGGGAAGCAAUAACACAAGUUCAACGCCGCCGUCUCCAGCCCCGACAAUAUUAUCCAGCCAAGUGCAAGUUGGAAGCACGACAUCGUCAUCAGUAUCGUCAUUAAAUGAGCGGCGUAGAAGCCGUGAAAGUGGAAACAAUGUCAGUCCAUGUACCAGCGACCGUGAGAGCGACGAAGAAAUUACUUCCCCGAGAAUUGUUCGCGAUCGAUCUAGAUCGGUUUGCAUGCCGGUCUUGACUUCGUCACAACUAAGACACCUUCAUCGACGAGCCAGUCAUCAUGUAUCCUCGACAGACACAACAUCAAGGCGCGGUGUCUUGUCAAGAAGAUGUUACGGAAGCGUAGAAAUGCUGCCGCAAAUCGAACAAGACGGCAUAGAGAAUGGACGAAGAUUUCGCGUGGAGAAUGGAGACUCGCCAGGCGAAAAAGAAGAGAUGUUCGGGUCACCCAGCACUCCAGUGCUCGAGAAUCCGGAAAACCAGACACGUUGGUACUUCAAAUAUUUCCUCGGGAAACACCACGAGAGAAAUCCACUUUUUUUGUCAGUCGUCCAGAAUGACGGUGGUGAUCAAUGUGUGCCACAAUACAUUAGAGUCAUCCUCUGGAGACGAACUGGAACGCAAAAAAUUGCAUUGCCAUGUUCGUCCAACAAAUCGAUGACUGCUAAGCAAAUUUUAAGCAAUUUUUUUGGAAUAGAAAAAUUUGAUAAAGCGCCACGCGAGAUCUUCGCUCCAGAGAUUCAAAAAGAUCUUUUGUCACUGGAGGAGCAAGAGGGCUCAGUGAAUUUUAAAUUUGGUGUUAUAUACGCCCGGGAGGGCCAGACGACCGACGACGAGAUGCUUUCUAAUGAGAAGGCAAGUCCUGGGUUCGAGAGGUUCUUAGAGAUUCUCGGCGAACGAAUUCGCCUUAAGGGUUGGGACAAGUACAGAGGUGGUCUGGAUGUCAAAGGCGAUAUGACGGGAAAAGAGAGUAUUUACACGGUCUACGCAGGUCAUGAAGUUAUGUUCCACGUUAGCACAAUAUUGCCUCACUCUAAAGACAAUCCUCAGCAAUUAGAGCGCAAAAGACACAUUGGAAAUGACAUUGUAAACAUUAUUUACACCGACGAUCCCACUCUACUCGAGACUUUUAAUCCCAAUUGCAUAAAAAGUCAAUUUACACAUGUAUUUGCAGUAGUGGCAAGUGUGGAACGAGGUUGGCAAAUAGCCAUCUACUGUGACGAGAACGUGCCGCUGUUUGGGCCAAGUUUGCCGUGUCCUCCACUUUUCGAGGAACAGUACGCCUUUCGAGAAUUUCUUCUCGUAAAGCUGAUUAACGGGGAAAAAGCUACAUUUGAUACACCGACAUUUUCACGGAAACGCGAGCGUACACUGGACUCAUUACUUAGGGAUUUGUACCAGGAGCACACCCAAGAGAGUAAAGGGAACAGUAUGUUGAAUCGACGCGCACUUUCGGAUGUGGUUGAAACAGCAGGACGCAGAAGGGAGGAGACACGAUCUGUGGAAAUGGUUAGAAUUGGACAGGAUCUAAAACUCGAUGCAAUCGUUCGAGGACUUGCACCAACAUCUCUAGCAACUGUCGGACCACUUAAACCAAGGCCCUGGGAGCCCCGUUGUAUAUAUCCCGACUUUCAUCAUGAGUUGGUUUGCGGUGACAUUUGGUCAGAUAACAAAUUAAUUUUAGCCUCUGAAAAUGGGACAUUCCUCGUAGAAGAUGGGCUGCCCGAUAGACUACUUUUCGAUAAAUCUGUCCAAAUUAAACAAUUGAAUGUUGUGGAACAACAUGGCAUAUUGUUAUUCCGUACUGGCGACAAAGGUAAAGAAAGCAACGUAUAUGUAUAUCGAUUGAGCGAGCUUAAUGGAGAAAGCAAUACAACCUCUAUCGAUUACAAUUCAUUUGAAGAGGAUGAGGAUAUUGCCGGCAGCUUUUCGUCUAAUUUCACGAUGACUACCAACUCUAAUCCUAGUACUUCGAACCGUCCGACAAUCAUACGAACGCGGUCACAUAUUAAAGAGAGGAAAUUAGAAAGGACUCGUGACACCGACACUGUUGAGGGUUUUCGUUUCAUAAAGGAAUAUAAUGCCUCGGAGCCACCGUCAGUGGUAACAAUUAUUGAAAGUACUGCAUCAGACAACGAGUGGUUGCUCUGUUGUGGGCUGCGGCAUCAUUUUGAAUUAAUAUCUGUCGACGGAGCUACUAAAUCCCUGCACAUGGAGGCAUCAAUGAAACCGCACAUCGUCGCAGCACUGGAUUUGUGCGAAGACGAGGAGCCGGAGUUGUUAUUGUGUUACAAUAAUACCUGUCAUUUUCAAAAAUUAUCCGAAGACACUGCUGCGUCAACGGAGUUUGAUUUUAAUUGGAACUCUGUACCAAUUACUGUCGCGUGUGCCUUUCCGUAUGUUAUUGCAUUUACAACAGAUACUAUGGAAAUUCGUUUAAUCAUCAAUGGUAAUCUUGUCCAUACUAUAAGUAUGCCAAAUUUGACACUUAUAACAUCUAAGCAUGACACUUAUUUUGCUACAACUGCACCGGAGUUUAUGGCGUCUAAAUGCGAGAGGAUACGUGUUGAUACCAAGACUGAUAAAGAUGACAGAACAUCAAAUUGUAGUAAUAGACGCUGUCCAAGUCCAAUUGAACCGGAAAUACUGAACGCACAGCCAACAAAUGACUUAAAUUUUCUAACCGUCGAACCGCACAGACUGCUAAGUCGGUCAUGUAGUAGCAGUCCCACGCCAAACUUGGCGGUAUCAUCUGCUAGUACGCCCAGUAAAUAA